AUUUUAAAGAAGAAAAUUAAUUUUGUCAAUAAGAUUACAAUGGAUUCGAUAAAAAAUAUAUAUAAUAUCCAAUGAACUGUUUGUUGGUCGAAGGAUAAAAAGAGCUUCAAUCAACAAUCGAACUCUUUGAAUUGGUGAUUACAAUUAGAGAUGAAGGAUUCUGGUGGAAAUUUUGAUGACUAUUAUUAUGGUGAAAACUUCGUUUCCCGAGAGGAAGAAACGAUUUUAGAUCAACUACACAAGUUAGAUUUUCUCAACGAUGUAACUUAUAUUUGCAUCCUGAUUGCAGUGAUUUUCUUAAUUUUCUUGGUGGGUUCCUGCUUAUUUUCUUAUGAAACAUGUUCACCCUGUUUAUAUUCGUGUGUUCGAAGCAAAAGAUUAUGGACAAAUAAUCUAAUCAUGUUUUUGACCGCUGGAAUGGGACCUAAUUUAGAUUACAGGGUCGUUAGGUCGUAUUGUCGAGCAGAUGGAGUGACCUUAAGCAGAAAUGAUUAUCGAAAUUGUUUGGAAAAGUUUGACAAAUUGGUCCAAGAACUACCAAAAUCAGACCAACAACUAGUGGACGAACUAUUGAAUCGAUAUAAAUUCAGAAAAGAUCCCCACAGAAUAAUACAAGAGAGAGAAAGAGAAUUGAGGAAAAAAGAAAACAAAUGGAAUAAAUUGAAAAAAUUAACGGCAACACAAUCAAAACCGAUAACAGAUCAACCUAAAAUUAAGGAAAAUAUUAGGAGAAAAAGUUAACAACUGAUGUAAUAGUAAUCAAGUAGAACCAAUUGUUUGGAGCAUAUUGUUGAUGGAUUUCCAUUUGGUAAUCGAUUCACUCUCGGUAAUAUAAAUUAUCACAAUUUAUGUUAACAGUACAAAUCAAAUUAUCUUUAACCAGAACAAGAAAUUAACUUGUAUAAACCAACCUGCCAAGUAAAUACAUCCUCUGGCAUGAGCUUUUUUCCUCUCGUCUGGCUGUUGGAAUUAAUGAAAGG
Messenger RNA from Panonychus citri (citrus red mite), 980 nucleotides. RefSeq lists its product as uncharacterized. The record is from RefSeq and is a predicted model, not a curated record. The coding region runs from base 151 to 741 and encodes 196 amino acids. NCBI's taxonomy places the organism in Eukaryota, Metazoa, Arthropoda, Arachnida, Trombidiformes, Tetranychidae. The transcript is spliced from 3 exons.